This is a messenger RNA of Megalops cyprinoides (Indo-Pacific tarpon), 2078 nucleotides long. It is a transcript of the gene nr2c2, whose product is annotated as nuclear receptor subfamily 2, group C, member 2. The transcript is spliced from 15 exons. Gene Ontology annotation, biological process: anatomical structure development; cell differentiation; positive regulation of transcription by RNA polymerase II. Gene Ontology annotation, molecular function: nuclear receptor activity; zinc ion binding; RNA polymerase II cis-regulatory region sequence-specific DNA binding. The record is from RefSeq and is a predicted model, not a curated record. NCBI's taxonomy places the organism in Eukaryota, Metazoa, Chordata, Actinopteri, Elopiformes, Megalopidae. The coding region runs from base 192 to 2072 and encodes 626 amino acids.
GCUCGGUGCGCUAGGAAGGAGAAGGGCGCUGGAGGAGGAAGAAGAAAAAACUCCCAGCACGCUGGCGGAACGGGGUCACGAACUAUGACCUUUCACAGAAGAAAAACAAUAACAAAUAAUUUUUAAAAACACCGAGAUCCAAAGGCGGCGUUGUUUAUUGCAGGAGGUUCCACUAAUGAUCUUACAUCACCAUGGCAACCAAUAUGGAGGUGCUAGCUCAGCAGAUAGUGGCCACAGAGCAGGUCCAGACAGUGCAGGCCUCCCCCCCAGACUCCUCAGUGAUGAGCGGCUCUCCGCAGCGCAUCCAGAUCAUUUCCGCUGACUCCGCUGUCACCACUCCACAGCGCAUACAGAUUGUAACUGACCAGCAGACAGGUCAGAAGAUCCAGAUUGUCACAGCGGUGGACCCAUCCAGCACUUCCAAACAGCAGUUCAUCUUGGCCACCCCAGAUGGGUCCAGUCCUGGCAAGGUGAUCCUGGCCUCUCCAGAGACACAGAACACCAAGCAGCUUAUCUUCACCACGGCCGAUAGCCUCGUGCCAGGGCGGAUACAGAUUGUGACAGAUGCUGCGUCGGUGGAGCGCCUGCUCGGCAAGGCAGGGGAUGUGGGCCGGCCGCAGCCGGUGGAGUACUGCGUCGUGUGUGGCGACAAGGCCUCAGGGCGACACUAUGGCGCCGUGAGCUGUGAGGGCUGCAAAGGCUUCUUCAAAAGGAGCGUCCGCAAGAACCUCACCUACAGCUGCCGCAGCAACCAGGACUGCAUCGUCAACAAGCACCACCGCAACCGCUGCCAGUUCUGCCGUCUGCGGAAAUGUCUGGAGAUGGGCAUGAAGAUGGAGUCUGUGCAGAGUGAAAGGAAGCCGAUCGACUUGCCAAGAGAAAAACCUGCAAACUGCGCGGCUUCCACUGAAAAAAUCUAUAUCAGAAAGGACUUGCGGAGCCCUCUCAUUGCCACGCCCACCUUCAUCACAGACAAAGAUGGUUCCAGGUCUAGUCUCCUUGACCCAGGAAUGCUGGUCAAUAUUCAGCAGCCAUUGAUACAAGCAGACGGAACAUUACUUUUAGCUACAGACUCAAAGGCUGAAUCAAGUCAAGGUGACCUGGGGACGCUAGCAAACGUGGUGACCUCUCUGGCCAACCUAAAUGAGUCUCUGAACAAUGGUGAUACCUCAGACGUCCAGCAGGAAGAGCAGUCUGCCAGCGAGAUAACACGUGCCUUCGACACCCUGGCCAAAGCCCUUAAUCCAACAGACACCAGCGCUGGACAGAACCUUGUAGAGGGUGUGGAUGGGGCAGGUGGGGCCACUAUACAGGUGAUCAGCAGAGACCAGGCCACACCCAUCAUUGAAGUGGAGGGACCACUACUCACAGACACUCAUGUUAGUUUUAAGCUAACGAUGCCCAGCCCCAUGCCUGAGUACCUGAAUGUGCACUACAUCUGCGAGUCUGCGUCCCGCCUCCUCUUCCUCUCCAUGCAUUGGGCGCGCUCCAUCCCGGCAUUCCAAGCACUCGGUCAGGACUGCAACACCAGUCUGGUCCGGGCCUGCUGGAAUGAGCUCUUCACCCUGGGGCUGGCGCAGUGUGCUCAGGUCAUGAGCCUCUCCACCAUCCUGGCUGCCAUCGUCAACCACCUGCAGAACAGCAUACAGGACGACAAGCUGUCAGGUGACCGAAUCAAGCUGGUGAUGGAGCACAUCUGGAAGCUGCAGGAGUUCUGCAACAGCAUGGCCAAGCUGGACACGGACGGCUACGAGUACGCCUACCUGAAGGCCAUAGUGUUGUUCAGUCCAGAUCACCCAGGACUGAGCAGUACUAGCCAAAUUGAGAAGUUCCAGGAAAAAGCCCAGAUGGAGCUGCAGGAUUAUGUUCAGAAGACCUACCCCGAUGACACCUACAGAUUGGCCCGGAUCCUGAUGCGUCUCCCGGCCCUCCGUCUCAUGAGCUCCAGCAUCACAGAGGAGCUGUUCUUCACAGGCCUCAUCGGGAACGUCCCCAUCGACAGUAUCAUCCCUUACAUCCUGAAGAUGGAGACGGCCGAGUACAACAGCCAGAUCACAGGAUCCUCAGCAUGACCCCCC